AUGGCGCCGCGCACAGAGUCCUCCGCGCCUGCAUCUUCGACAUGGACGGCCUCCUCCUCAACACCGAAGACCUCUACACACACUGCACGAACCUCAUCCUCGCAACGCACGGCCGCCCCCAGCUCCCCUGGUCCAUCAAGGCGCGCCUCCAAGGCCGCCCGGGCCCAGCCUCGGCCGCCAUCUUCCACGAGUGGGCCCAGCUCCCCAUCACGCCCGCUGAGUACCUCGCCGCCAACACGGCCCUGCAGCAGCAGCACUUCCCCUCGGCGGCGCCCCUGCCGGGCGUGCCCGCGCUGCUGCGCCCCUCGAGGCCGCGCCGCGCCUGCACACGGCCCUCGCACGUCGUCGCACACGGCCAACUUUGAGCUCAAGACAUCCCACUUGCAGCCCCUCUUCGCCGGCUUUGCGCCGCACCGCCGCGUCCUCGGCGACGACGCCCGCAUCGCCCCCGGCCGCGGCAAGCCCCACCCGGACAUCUUCCUACUGGCCCUCGCGACCAUCAACGCCUCGCUGCCCGACGGCGAGACGCCUGUGACGCCUGACGAGUGUCUCGUCUUUGAGGACUCGGUGCCCGGCGUCGAGGCUGGGCGGCGCGCCGGCAUGCGCGUCAUCUGGUGCCCACAUCCCAUGCUCAAGAAGGAGUACGCAGGCCGCGAGCCCGAGGUGCUGGCCGGGCGGACGGGCGAGGCGGGCGACGUUGACAUGCACCAGGUGGGCGAACUUGACGACGGUUGGGCUGAGUACCUCGAGACGCUCGAGGGGUUCCCCUACGCCAAGUAUGGCAUCGAGGUUGCCAAGUCGAACUGA
This is a messenger RNA of Verticillium alfalfae VaMs.102, 807 nucleotides long. RefSeq names its product GS1 protein. NCBI's taxonomy places the organism in Eukaryota, Fungi, Ascomycota, Sordariomycetes, Glomerellales, Plectosphaerellaceae. Gene Ontology annotation, molecular function: phosphatase activity. The record is from RefSeq and is a predicted model, not a curated record. The transcript has 2 exons. Bases 1 to 807 code for a protein of 268 amino acids.